This is a messenger RNA of Glycine soja, 555 nucleotides long. RefSeq names its product TBC1 domain family member 5 homolog A-like. The record is from RefSeq and is a predicted model, not a curated record. The transcript has 2 exons. Bases 1 to 555 code for a protein of 184 amino acids. Lineage: Eukaryota; Viridiplantae; Streptophyta; Magnoliopsida; Fabales; Fabaceae.
AUGGCAAGCAGAAAUGAGAACGUCCCUGCCGAAGUCUACUACGAUGCUUAUGUAGUCGACUGUGACAAGGGCAUUCAGUUUAAAGGUGGAAACAAGACACAAUUGCUUGGUGGAUCAUUAAACUACUAUGAGACGACUCCCCAACUAAAUGAGCACUCCCAACUAAAUGUCGACCCAACUACUGAUAUCCAUGUUGCUCAGUCUGAAAGCAACGAAAUGUCACAUGACUAUCAUGCUCAAAAUGGGUUACCGGAUGAAGUAGUUGGUGACUUCAAUGACGACGAAGACAAAAUUUUGGCGGACAACAACAACAACAACAACAACAACAACGAUAAUGACAUACAGUUCCUUUUCCCGAAAACAUCAACUAAAAAUGUCUAUCGUCCAUCUCCAAAUAGCGCUGAUGUUAGUGACAAUCAAGUGCCUGACAACCCUGACUAUAGGCAUUUUUUGGACCAACAACAACAAUCUAACUUGCACGAUAAUGAGUUGUAUGUUGGUCAGCGAUUUUGUCAAUUAGAGGACCUGAAACGCCGUAAAAAUGUGGAACAUUAA